AUGCUUCGAAAAUUACAGCACAGAAAUCAUUCAAAAUUUUAGUCUGGAACUGGCGGCAAUCACAAAAUUUGUACUUUCGUAAAUACCUGGUUUUCGGAACGCCAAGACGGUCAGGCCAAAAUGAAUUCCUGCUGCUGUAGAUCGCAUAGCGAUCGCACGAACCCGAUGGCCUGUCUUCCUCAGUUUCCACGUCUGCAGCGUGUCCAAAGUUGUCGGCCAUUUUUGGAGGGACGAAAGGCAGCCAGCUGUUGUGUUUCGGGCGAGAGGCGAUGGGGUCAGAGAAACGGUUGUAUGAUCCAGGUGCUGGCCAAGAUGGUCAAUAAGUCGUCCAGUACGGUCUGCCAAUUUCUACACCAAUUGACACUGCAGGUCUUUGCGAGAAUUCUAUAUCCUUUGAUGUUAGGCUGGAAUACGCUGAAGGUACCGUUUGUUAUACCCGACAUCUGUGAGCUAUACUACGGGAUAUUCGACGAAUGUGGUAACAUAAGGGGUUCCAUACCAACAAGGACGUUGCUCAUCCUCAUAUCCAUGAUCCAGUAUUUUCUCAAUCUACCGAAGAGAUGUGGACAAAAUAGCGCUUGUUCGGGAUGCAGAAGCCAGACGGAUGAUUUGAGGAACAUUCACAGUCCCGGUUAUUGUGGCAAAAAUGCCAUGACGCCAUUCUCGGGACGGGGGAUUACGGAAAAAGGACCAUCGAAGGGAAGUGAUGUGUGGGCGGGACUUAAGCGAUUGGGAUACGAAAGACGUGGCGAUCUAGAUAGUUAUCCCUCGGAUGAGUCUAUACCAUAUGGCUAUGCACCCCAUCGAUGUCCUUGCCAGGCCGGAAGUCCCAGAAUCCAGAGAUCCGGAAUUUUGAACCCGUAUGCAAAUAGGCCUGGGGCCAUGAGAUCGUUGGUCUGCGCAGAGGAACUGGAAAGUUCCAUGUUAGAUUCCGACUAUAAUCAGCAAAUUCCAAUGGCACCCAUUUCACCAAAAGCAGCUCAAAUUAUUCACAUUAAUCACAUCUCGAAUCUAUAUGCUGCAGUCGUACAAAACCAACAUACAAGACAAUUAUUUGCUGAUGGAAGGCCACCAAGGCCGCGGGUAAGACCCUGUACUGAGAACCAAAACAGAUUCUCCGGUGGUUUCAUGAUGCCCGAACCAUAUUUCAAUGGUAUGCCAUGGAGUUGGCUGCACAGAGAUCCUCAGAGAAUGAUACGUCUACCAAGUGGUGGUCUUCCUUUGGAAAUACCGCGUUACAGACGACAACCUUUGGAUGAAGAGUACCACAGUUUUAAAAGUAAAUAUGAACACUUGAGCAGACGGGAUAACCCCUUCAAAGGAAGUAGUCUAUUGCCUUUAGACACUUACCCAUCUGAGAAUAGAUUUAACCAAGGAAAUAGGUUGCAAUCUAUAAGUUGGGAGAAAAAAAUACUGGAUCAUCAAAAUCAGCCUACAAAAAAUAUUUCCAAUAAUCUAAUAAUCCCAAUUAAACAACAAAGAAAACUUGAGUGGGAGCAGCUCUUUAUAAAAAGAAUUAAUGAUGCAAAGAAAACUAAGGGAACUUUUGAUUUCUGGAAUGAGAUGAUAGAGAGAAAUAAGUUCAAAGCAUUUCAGCAAGCAAUAAAGGACACCAAACCAGUAUUCCCUUCAAAAGAGAUUGGGUAUUCUCAAUCAAGGAAAGAUAGUGCCCACAUUAUAACGAAGAGAAGCAAUAAUUCCUUGCGAUCGGCGAGGCAAAACCAAAAGAAAUUGGAAAUCGAAAAACCUGAAAUUUCGAAAAGGUCAAAUAAUAAUCGAACUCAUGUUUCAGCACAACAUCGAGUGAAACAACUUUGUAGUAGCCAAGAAAAGCAGACUUUAAAAAAUCAAAUUCAACAAGAUACCUAUAAAAUUAAAUCUGUAAAUAACACUCCGCAUUUGGCAAAGAAUGAAAUAAUUCCUCAACCAAAAUAUCCUGAUCCCGAAGAUUAUAGAAAAGAACGGGCUAGAAAUCUAAAAUUUAAUAGAAAAACUGCCGGAGAAUCCGUAAUGCUAAUAAAGCCUGCAAAAAGUAUCAUAAAGAAGCCUAAAGAGACUCAGUUAAAGGACGUAAGCCAGGAUGAGUUGGAAAGUUUAAAGAAACAAUUAGAGAUGAAUACAAAUAAUAAAAGGGUACGAUUUAGUGUACCCACACCUUACAGCAAUGAAAGAGUGAUGCCAGCAGAAAAAUAUGUUCUUCUUGAAGCUGGAGAUCAGAUACCUAAGCACUUCAGUAAGCUUCAUAGUCAAGAUAAAAGUGCUACAAAAAGUGUAUUUAGCCGAAGAUCGGGAAAGUCACCGGAACGAGGUUUUAGGAAAAAACGAUUGCAUUCAGAAGAUGGUACCGAACUGCCCACAUAUAGUAAACGAGCAGCGAUGGGUUCUCAAAAUAAAUAUUAUGGAAAUACCAAAGCAAAGCCAAACAAACCACACGGUAAAAGUUGUAAAAUCAUGCCCAAAGUAUUGUAUUCCAGAGAGGAAACACUGAAGAAAUUGAGUUAUUUGUUAUGAUUGCAGCGUUAUUUAAUAUAUAUAUAUCUAUCGGAUUGAUGUUAUAUCCAAUAUUCACCUGAAUAAUCUAAAAUCCAUAUGGUAUAUAUUUGUUACUAAGCUUAACCCGAGAUUGUAUAGAGAUACCACGCCUGACCGCCUAUUAAAUUUUCGUUUG
Molecule: messenger RNA, 2668 nt
Organism: Drosophila melanogaster (fruit fly)
Lineage: Eukaryota; Metazoa; Arthropoda; Insecta; Diptera; Drosophilidae
Exons: 1
Coding region: 121-2511 (796 amino acids)
Source: RefSeq, marked reviewed